Purpureocillium lilacinum is the source of this 1260-nucleotide messenger RNA. RefSeq lists its product as uncharacterized. Lineage: Eukaryota; Fungi; Ascomycota; Sordariomycetes; Hypocreales; Ophiocordycipitaceae. The record is from RefSeq and is a predicted model, not a curated record.
AUGCAUCUGGACUGGACGCUUAUGCUAGCGUCUAGAAUAAGAAAGGUCAAAUGCGACGAGAAGAAGCCAUGUUGCCAAAAAUGUAUCGACACUGGCCGCACUUGCGACGGCUACGAAUCUCCAUUCAGAGUAGUCACCAGUCGAUCCAUCAUCAACGGCGCUCGUGCUAGCGGCAUCCCAGGCGCUGCGUCAAGACCCGUCCGGCCCGCCUUGACCGAGAUAUCACCAGCAGACAUCGACCUCCUCAAUCGUUACUUCUCAACAAAGACCAUGUUCGACGUGAAGCUAGGCUGUGAUGAAGAAGCCAGGGAAGUCCUCGAAGCCAGCUUGACAGAUCCGACUGUUCGACAUGCGGUAUCAUCUCUCAGGUCUCUUCGGGAGCAUCUCGAGACCUCUGGGGACGUUUCCGCAUCUGCCGCCCAGCAGAGCCCGAGCUAUGGCUACGACUAUGGCGUUCAACAAUACUGUAUGGCCUUGGGGGGGCUGGCGUCUAACUUGUCGUCUCCGGGCUCCAACGCCUUGAAGUCGGCGCUGCUUUGCUGUCAGAUCUUCAUCAGUAUUGAGCAAGUGCGCGGAAACUAUGGCACCAUGGCCCAGCACAUCAUUCAAGGACUCGGCAUCAUGCACGAAUAUCGGGCACGGCCAACUCUCGAUGAUGCGAAUAACCUGGUGCCGGCACACCAUGCCCAGCUACCCUUGCUGGAUGCUUUUGUCAUCAAGCUGUUCGCUGCACCAUGCAAGUUCGCGGAGCCUUCAGCAACAGCCGAUAAGGAGGGCGGGAAGGCGGUUUCUAUGUGUGCCAUAUCGCGGCAUGAGCAGACCGUUGGAUCUCGCAAUCUUCGCACGAUUGUACCCGAUAUGCGGACGGAGCUUACCAGGAUCUCCACGUCGACGCUCGACUUUCUCGGCAAAGUGUCUAGUGUCGACUCAGCGGGAAACGCUCUUCGACUACUUCCCGAGAAAACAGCUCUAUUGGAGUCGUUAAAAUCCUGGCUCAUGGAUCUCGAGCUUGUUCAUGCGGAUAUCAAGUCUCCAGGAACUGAACCUCUUGCAGUGUCCUUUCUGCGUCUCUUCCACCAGAUACUGAAGAUAAUUCUCGUGGAAGCAUUGAACUCCUCUUCAAAUCUCCAAGCCGAGCUCCGGACCGAAAACGACCGACUGCAGGGCAUAGGCAGCAUUAUCGAUGAAAGAGUGCAGUCACAGCGCAAGAACAGCUCUGCAUUGGACUUGAUAGAUAAUCGCCUUAAAUGCCCUGCCUAG